Molecule: messenger RNA, 727 nt
Organism: Esox lucius (northern pike)
Lineage: Eukaryota; Metazoa; Chordata; Actinopteri; Esociformes; Esocidae
Product: aerolysin-like protein
Exons: 3
Coding region: 74-727 (217 amino acids)
Source: RefSeq, a predicted model, not a curated record
ACCUCUGCACUAGAGAAUCCAAUCUGACACUGCUCUCUUGGUUUGCUUGUUUCAGGUUGAAAGAUUGAAUUUGAUGGCAACUUUACUGUAUCUCAUCGGUGGACAAGGUGGAGGUUCAUUUGAACUCACUGGGAGGGAAAAUGGUGCCACCCUCAAGAAGAUUGGAGUGGCAGUGGGCGGCUGGCAGAUCAAAGCUGUGCGGGCAGAGCUGACCGACGGGCGUGUGAAGACCUUUGGAGAUGCAAACACUUUCAUUGAGUUUGAGUUCAGCCUUGGUAAGCGCAUCACCAAGCUUUCCCUGUGGGGGAACGGUGCCGGCACGCGUCUGGGUGGCAUCAGGUUCUGGACCAGUACGGGCCGGGAGUUCUUUGAGCAUAUGAAUGACUGGUCCCUGAAGACUGAGUACUCCAUCGACGUGGGGUCUGGGGUAAAAAAAGAAUAUAUAAAAUCGGUGUCUUAUCACAACAACACCACUGAGCCUCAAGAACAGACCGUUCAGUACAGCAGGACCGUGACCAAGUCUUCCUCCUGGACCACCACCAAUAAGAUUGAGUCCACCCUCAGUGUGUCUGUUCAAGCAGGGAUCCCAGAUCUGGUGGAGGUGUCUGGUGGGUGGAGCUUGACCAUGGGACAACAGCAGUCCUCCUCAAUGUCCAAUGAGGAGGACCAUAACAGAAGCAGAUACCGCCACUGUGAAAAUCCCUCCAGGGAAGACCGUGUCUGUUGA